Molecule: messenger RNA, 390 nt
Organism: Naegleria lovaniensis
Lineage: Eukaryota; Heterolobosea; Eutetramitea; Acrasida; Naegleriidae
Exons: 1
Coding region: 1-390 (129 amino acids)
Source: RefSeq, a predicted model, not a curated record
AUGGACGAAAUUAAUGCAACACUUCCCAAACCAAAAGAUCUUGGAAAACAACACAAAAAGCACCGUACAGUUUCAAAUGAACACGAUCGAAGAAGACCUCACCGAUUUGUGCCCAAUCAGAAAAAACAAGGAGGAGGUAAAUUCAAUUACGGCAAACCAGGCGAUGAAACGAUGGUUUACGUGAACACUGAAGAUGGUGUCUUGAAUAAGGAAUUGAUUGAACAUGAUGCUAGCGUGUUGGAACACCUUCAUGGAGCUUCGACAGUGGUGGUUGCGAGUAGGACUGAAGAAGAGGAAGAAGGAGGAGAGGAAGGUGAAGGUUACGAAGAAGGAGAAUAUGAUGAAGGAGAAUGGGAAGAAGGUGAAGAUUAUGAGGAGACUGAAGAGUAA